Messenger RNA from Phacochoerus africanus (Common warthog), 3522 nucleotides. RefSeq names its product sorting nexin 9 (gene SNX9). The coding region runs from base 139 to 2007 and encodes 622 amino acids. Gene Ontology annotation, molecular function: protein binding; phosphatidylinositol binding. The record is from RefSeq and is a predicted model, not a curated record. Gene Ontology annotation, cellular component: cytoplasmic vesicle; plasma membrane. NCBI's taxonomy places the organism in Eukaryota, Metazoa, Chordata, Mammalia, Artiodactyla, Suidae. The transcript has 19 exons. Gene Ontology annotation, biological process: mitotic cytokinesis; mitotic cell cycle; plasma membrane tubulation.
CGAGGCGGAGCCGCCGCCGCCGCCGCGCCGGGGCCCAGCCGUAGCCGCCGUCGCCUUCGCUCUCGCCGGGCCGCCUCGGGCCGCCAGCCGCGACGCGGGAGAGGAGCCGGCCGUCCCGGGUCGGGGGAGCCGCCCGCCAUGGCCACCAAGGCUCGGGUCAUGUACGAUUUUGCUGCUGAGCCUGGAAAUAAUGAACUGACAGUUAAUGAAGGAGAGAUCAUCACAAUUACAAAUCCAGACGUUGGUGGAGGAUGGCUGGAAGGAAGAAACAGCAAAGGAGAACGAGGGCUCGUUCCCACAGACUAUGUUGAGAUUCUGCCCGGUGAUGGAAAGGAUCCAUUUUCUUGUGGGAACUCGGUGGCCGACCAAGCCUUCCUCGACUCCCUCUCGGCAGGUACAGCGCAAGCCAACUCAGCAGCGGCCAGCGGCGCUCACCAGGUGGAUAUUUUGGCUCAGAUUGGUUGUGUUGAAAGUCUCAGCCAAUCACCACCUUCAUCUUCUCCUUCUCCUUCCAUAAAUAAGGUCAGCAGUGGCAAUGACCCCUGGUCAGCCUGGAAUCCCUCCAAGUCUGGAAACUGGGAUAACACAGAUGGCUGGGGAGCCAAGCCAGAGGGGGCUGCAGCUCAGAGAAACACUUCCAACAACUGGGACGCUGCCUUCGGUCAUCCCCAGGCCUACCAAGGCCCAGCCACUGGGGACGAUGACGACUGGGACGAAGACUGGGACGAGCCCAAGUCGUCGUCUCCCUACUUCAAGGACGGAGAGUCGGCCGAAGCCGGAGGAGCCCAGCGGGGAAACAGCCGGGCGGGCUCCUCCUCCAUGAAGCUGCCGCUUAACAAGUUUCCUGGAUUUGCCAAACCUGGAAUGGAACAGUAUUUGUUGGCCAAGCAGCUAGCAAAACCCAAAGAGAAAAUUCCUAUCAUUGUUGGAGAUUAUGGCCCAAUGUGGGUUUAUCCUACUUCUACAUUUGACUGUGUGGUAGCAGAUCCCAGGAAAGGCUCCAAAAUGUAUGGACUGAAGAGCUACAUUGAGUAUCAGUUAACACCCACUAACACGAAUCGAUCUGUAAACCACAGGUAUAAGCACUUUGACUGGCUGUAUGAGCGCCUCCUGGUGAAGUUUGGGUUAGCCAUCCCGAUCCCUUCUCUCCCAGAUAAGCAAGUCACAGGUCGCUUUGAAGAAGAAUUUAUCAAAAUGCGCAUGGAGAGACUUCAGGCGUGGAUGUCCAGGAUGUGUCGCCAUCCAGUAAUCUCAGAAAGUGAGGUUUUCCAGCAGUUUCUAAAUUUCCGAGAUGAAAAGGAGUGGAAAACUGGGAAGAGGAAGGCUGAAAAAGAUGAGCUGGUGGGAGUGAUGGUAUUUUCCACCAUGGAACCAGAGGCGCCUGACCUGGACUUAGUGGAGAUAGAACAGAAGUGCGAGGCUGUUGGCAAGUUCACCAAGGCCAUGGAUGACGGCGUCAAGGAGCUGCUGACCGUGGGCCAGGAGCACUGGAAGCGCUGCACAGGACCAUUACCCAAGGAAUAUCAGAAGAUAGGCAAGGCCUUGCAGAGUUUAGCAACAGUCUUCAGUUCUAGUGGCUAUCAAGGUGAAACAGAUCUCAAUGAUGCAAUAACAGAAGCAGGAAAGACCUACGAAGAAAUUGCCAGUCUAGUGGCAGAGCAGCCCAAGAAAGACCUCCACUUCCUGAUGGAAUGUAACCAUGAGUAUAAAGGGUUCCUCGGCUGCUUCCCUGACAUCAUCGGCACUCACAAGGGAGCAAUAGAAAAAGUGAAAGAAAGUGAUAAGCUGGUUGCAACUAGUAAGAUCACCCCACAGGACAAACAGAACAUGGUGAAACGCGUUGGCACGAUGUCUUAUGCAUUGCAAGCCGAGAUGAAUCACUUCCACAGUAACCGGAUCUAUGACUACAACAGUGUCAUCCGCCUGUACCUGGAGCAGCAGGUGCAGUUCUACGAGACGAUCGCGGAAAAGCUGAGGCAGGCCCUCGGCCGCUUCCCGGUGAUGUAGGCGCGGACGGCACGUGAAGACACGCCGCCAAAGUGCUUCUUCCUGACUUGGGGCAAUGCAAUGUAAUUCUUUUUUCCCUCAUCCAAAAAACAAAAGAAAACCAAAAAGAAACAGUUGAAAAAAUGGCAUUUACUUUGUAAACCAGCCUAAAUGCAUCAGUUAUUUAGGGAUAUUCUUCUUUUGUUCCUUCCACAUCCAUCGCCUAAGCCGGUGGAAGUUGUCUAUUUUUGGAAAGUACUUAAAGUCAGCAGAAUUUUGAAGGGAAAAUUAGGGAUUUCCCUCACUGAUAUUUUACAUAAAAUUUUAAUUUAUGAAUCACCCAUGAUCUUCUAGUCCUUACCCAAUGUCAGAUUACUAAUUGCUUUCUUAAAAAUAUGAAAUAUGCAGAAUAAAAAAUAUAUGUUUGUAUAUUUUUAUAACUCUUUCUAGCCCUUUGGGAUUCCUGUCUAUUUAGGAAAACCCACAUGCCUUUCACUGACAUAUUUAUGACUCAGGAGGGAGGAAGCAGAGGGGCUCUUGGGGCCCGGCACCCCAAGUCCCAGUGGGUGGGCCGCACAUGUCCCUUCAGAGGACCUGGCUGGGCAGGAGCUCAGGAUCAGAUCCCCGGCCCACUGCCCGCCUCCCACCCCGCAGAGUUUCUCAAGGGCCUCAGCCUGCGCCCGGGCAGGGUGUGCUGGGCGCUGGAAGACUCCCUGCAGGGAGCCCCUGCUCCCAAGGCAGGAGCGGCCUUUGACCUGCGUGCUGGAAGCCUGCUCCUCGGGGCCACUGCCCCCCACUCGCUUUCGUCUUGGCGCUGUGGCCGAGUCGUGGUGAGGAGUGCGGGGAAAGCACCGUUGGUGAUUUGCGCUUGCUCGUGACUGUCGAGGAGCCGGCCUUUGCCUGAAGAGCAAGGCGCGGGUUAGAGGAGCCGCCCGUCCCCAGCAGGAGGCGCGUCGAGGGGCGGAUGCGGAGGCUGCCGGCCUGCCCUGCGCGCAGCAGCCCCCAGCCUGGCGUCGGAGAAGGAGCGCAGAGUCGGCGCCCGACUGUGUCCCACGCGGCAGACCCUCGUCCCCACCGCUAGGACGUCGCCAAGGGGCACAAAGCAAACCUCACAGACACGCGCCUCCCGAGGACGCCCCGUCCUCCACAGCGGCCUUACUGCAUCGUCGUCGUCGUCCCCCCCCCCGCUUUCACUUUUCUGACCGAAUGGUUAUAUUCUAGAAAAUGGCAAUUUUGGGCCAGCACAAAAAAAGUGAAACCAAAACCUAAGUAGAAGUGGAAAGCAAAUGAGAACGUCUUGUUCUUCAGUAUCACGGGUCUUUGUUCCUGUUUUAUAAGUAAUUUUCCCCACUUGAUUUUUCUUUUAUAAAAACUCAUAGAGCAGUGUUUAUGAUACAGCCAUUUAAUAUAUGUACAAAUUGUAAAGAAUAUGUAUAAAUGUUUUACACAAAUGUAAGAGCAUGUAGAAGCCAACAUAUAUAAAUAAAUUGUUAAAAAAAAACUGUACAGUAAAUUCUCAAGCACUUUUUCAAGACA